Molecule: messenger RNA, 2876 nt
Organism: Humulus lupulus (European hop)
Lineage: Eukaryota; Viridiplantae; Streptophyta; Magnoliopsida; Rosales; Cannabaceae
Product: sucrose synthase
Exons: 14
Coding region: 191-2611 (806 amino acids)
Biological process (GO): sucrose metabolic process
Molecular function (GO): sucrose synthase activity
Source: RefSeq, a predicted model, not a curated record
UCUUCACCUCAUUCAUUUCCUUUCAUUUCAUUCCAUUCUUUCCUUCAUUGCGUUCAAUCCGUUUUUGGAAAUUAUCCUUAAUUUCUUUCUUUCAUUUCUCUUCUCAACACUAAAGCGAUCGCCAUAUUUUCCUUCUUUCUUUUUUCUUCCUAAGUUUAAGGUUAUCUGAUCUUACUGAGCUAGCUUAGCCAUGCCUGAGCGUGUUCUGACCCGUGUCCACAGCCUCAGGGAGAGGUUGGACGAGACUCUCUCUGCUCACAGAAAUGAAAUCGUAGCCCUUCUUUCUAGGAUCGAGGCCAAAGGCAAAGGCUUCCUUCAACCACACCAGAUCAUUGCUGAGUUUGAAUCCAUCCCAGAAGAGAACAGACAGAAACUUUUGGAUGGAGCAUUUGGUGACGUUCUGAGAUCCACCCAGGAAGCCAUAUGCUUACCUCCAUGGGUUGCUCUUGCUGUGCGUCCAAGGCCCGGUGUGUGGGAAUACAUUCGAGUGAACGUCUAUGCUCUUGUCAUUGAAGAGUUGCAGGUUUCUGAGUACUUGCACUUCAAGGAAGAGCUUGUUGAUGGAAGCGUCAAUGGAAACUUUGUGCUUGAAUUGGACUUUGAGCCAUUCAAUGCCUCUUUCCCUCGUCCAACUCUUUCCAAGUCCAUUGGAAAUGGUGUGGAGUUUCUCAAUCGCCACCUUUCUGCAAAACUUUUCCAUGACAAGGAGAGCAUGCAUCCACUUCUGGAGUUCCUCCGAGUUCACUGCUAUAAGGGAAAGAAUAUGAUGGUGAACGACAGAAUUCAUAACCUGAAUGCACUCCAACAUGUCCUAAGGAAGUCAGAGGAGUACCUGACCAGUCUUGCCCCUGAGACACCAUACUCUGAGUUCGAACACAGGUUCCAGGAGAUUGGUUUGGAGAGAGGGUGGGGUGACAACGCUCAGCGUGUGUUGGAGAUGAUUCAGCUUCUCUUGGAUCUUCUUGAGGCACCUGACCCUUGCACUCUUGAGACGUUCCUUGGUAGAAUCCCAAUGGUCUUCAACGUUGUUAUUCUUUCUCCUCAUGGCUACUUCGCCCAAGACAAUGUUUUGGGGUACCCUGACACUGGAGGCCAGGUUGUUUACAUCUUGGAUCAAGUCCGUGCCUUGGAGGAUGAGAUGCUUCAUCGGAUUAAGCAACAAGGACUUGACAUUAAACCUCGCAUUCUCAUUAUCACUAGGCUCCUCCCUGAUGCUGUAGGAACCACAUGUGGUCAACGUUUAGAGAAAGUUUUCGGUACAGAACACACACACAUUCUCCGAGUUCCCUUCAGGGACGAGAAAGGAAUGGUCCGCAAGUGGAUCUCAAGAUUUGAAGUCUGGCCCUACCUAGAGACCUACACAGAGGAUGUUGCACAUGAGCUUGCCACGGAGAUGCAGGGCAAGCCUGAUCUUAUCAUUGGAAACUACAGUGAUGGAAACAUCGUUGCCUCCCUUCUUGCCCACAAACUGGGAGUCACACAGUGUACCAUAGCCCAUGCCCUUGAGAAAACCAAGUACCCAGAUUCAGAUAUUUACUGGAAAACGUUGGAAGAUAAAUAUCAUUUCUCUUGCCAGUUCACUGCUGAUCUCAUUGCCAUGAACCACACUGAUUUCAUCAUCACCAGUACCUUCCAAGAGAUUGCUGGAAGCAAGGACACUGUGGGACAGUACGAGAGCCACACUGCCUUCACUCUUCCUGGACUCUACAGAGUCGUUCAUGGUAUUGAUGUUUUUGACCCAAAGUUCAACAUUGUCUCUCCUGGAGCUGACAUGAGCAUCUACUUCCCUUACACCGAGAAGGAAAAGAGGCUCACCUCCUUCCACAAUGAAAUCGAAGAGCUUCUCUACAGCGAUGUCGAGAACGAGGAGCACAUAUGUGUGUUGAAGGACCGCAACAAGCCCAUUAUCUUCACCAUGGCUAGGUUGGACCGUGUCAAGAACAUCACCGGUCUAGUGGAGUGGUACGGCAAGAACAAGAAGCUCAGAGAGCUAGUCAACCUCGUAGUGGUGGCUGGGGACAGGAGAAAGGAGUCGAAGGACAUUGAAGAGAAGGCCGAGAUGGCAAAGAUGUAUGGUCUGAUCGAGACAUACAAGCUGAAUGGACAGUUCAGAUGGAUUUCUUCACAGAUGAACAGAGUGAGGAACGGUGAGCUCUACAGGUACAUCUGUGAUACCAGGGGAGCUUUCGUCCAGCCUGCUGUGUAUGAAGCCUUUGGAUUGACUGUCGUUGAGGCCAUGACCUGUGGUUUGCCGACUUUCGCUACCUGCAACGGUGGCCCUGCUGAGAUCAUUGUACAUGGCAAAUCAGGCUACCACAUUGAUCCUUAUCACGGUGAUAGGGCGGCUGAGACUCUUGUUGAGUUUUUCGAGAAGAGCAAGGCUGACCCUUCUCACUGGGACAAAAUCUCCGAUGGAGGGUUACAACGUAUCUACGAGAAGUACACAUGGAAAAUUUACUCUGAGAGGCUACUGACUUUGACCGGAGUUUAUGGCUUCUGGAAACAUGUUUCUAACCUUGACCACCGCGAGAGCCGUCGUUACCUUGAAAUGUUCUAUGGCCUCAAGUACCGUAAGUUGGCCGAGUCUGUUCCCCUUGCUGCGGACGACUAAGCGAAGGGUGAUGAGUAAAUAAGAGGCGGAAGCAAGUUUGGUUGGCAAAGUGGAGUUUUUACCUUGAGGAAUAAUUGUUUUCUCGAUUGUGAUUACAUCAAGGCUUUACUUUACCCUUUAUUUUCGAUCUUGUUGAGUUUUUUAUAUUUGUUUGUUUGUAUCUUUUUUGUUUUUUUUUGUAUUAUUUCAUUUCCGGGUUUGCAAAUGUUUGAACUUGGGUGUUUAACCCAUUCAUUCAAUUGAAUGUCAGCUUUGCUUUGCCUUC